This is a messenger RNA of Lactuca virosa, 820 nucleotides long. Lineage: Eukaryota; Viridiplantae; Streptophyta; Magnoliopsida; Asterales; Asteraceae. The record is from the annotation of a GenBank genome assembly.
AUGUUGGUUACUUCAUUAUUCGUGAUAACAUCCACAUUUCUGCUUUCUCCCCGAUCUCUCCGCUACUGUUUAAUGGCUAGCAAGAUAGAUCAUGAUUACGAUUACUUACUCAAGAUCGUCUUAAUUGGCGACUCCGGCGUCGGGAAAACCAAUAUUUUGUCGAGGUUUACCAGGAACGAGUUCUUCCUCGAGUCCAAAGCCACCAUUGGCGUCGAAUUUGCUACCAGAACUCUCCAGGUUGAGGGAAAAACAAUAAAGGCACAGAUAUGGGACACAGCAGGGCAGGAAAGGUACAGAGCGAUUACAAGUGCUUAUUAUCGAGGUGCAGUUGGAGCUCUUCUUGUGUACGACAUAACUAAGAAGCCAACUUUUGAUAAUGUCCAGCGGUGGUUGACUGAGCUGAGAAACCACGCCGACGCCAAUAUUGUUGUCAUGAUGGCUGGAAACAAAUCCGAUCUGGAGCAUCUCCGAGCAGUGGAUGAGCAAGAUGGCAAAUCAUUUGCAGAAAAAGAAGGCCUUUCUUUUCUCGAAACAUCAGCACUUGAAUCAUAUAACAUCGAGAAAGCAUUUCAAACUGUUUUGACUGAAAUCUAUCACAUCAUUAGCAAAAAAGCAUUAGCAACCCAAGAAGCAGUCGGUGGUGCACCUGGAAAAGGGACCACCAUUAAUGUCGGUGACUCUGUCUCCUCAUCUGCCACCACAAAGAGCUGUUGUUCAUCUUGAGAGCCUAGAUUCGGUAUUUUUAGUUCUUGCUUCUUGUUCAUUUACAUAAAGGAAAUAGUGUGAAACUGUGAAUUGUGAAAGUGUAUGUUUUAAGGAU